Messenger RNA from Otolemur garnettii (small-eared galago), 585 nucleotides. It is a transcript of the gene MAP6D1, whose product is annotated as MAP6 domain containing 1. Gene Ontology annotation, cellular component: cis-Golgi network; microtubule; Golgi-associated vesicle. The transcript has 3 exons. Gene Ontology annotation, molecular function: microtubule binding; calmodulin binding. The record is from RefSeq and is a predicted model, not a curated record. NCBI's taxonomy places the organism in Eukaryota, Metazoa, Chordata, Mammalia, Primates, Galagidae. Gene Ontology annotation, biological process: cytoskeleton-dependent intracellular transport; microtubule cytoskeleton organization; regulation of microtubule cytoskeleton organization. Bases 1 to 585 code for a protein of 194 amino acids.
AUGGCGUGGCCCUGCAUCAGCCGCCUGUGCUGCUUGGCGCGGCGCUGGAACCAGCUGGACCGCUCCGACGUGGCGGUGCCACUGACCCUGCACGGCUACUCCGACCUCGAGAGCGAGCAGCCGGGCUCGGGCGGCGCCGCCCCGCGCAGGAGCCAGUCCCCCGCGGGCGCCCGGGACUCUGGCCGGGACGUGCCGCUCACUCAGUACCAGAGGGACUUCGGCGUGUGGACGGUGCCCGCGGGGCCCAGGGACGCGCCGCAGGGGCGCGGGCCGGGGCCGGGGCCGGGGCCGGGUGGCCGCCGGGACGAGCCCUCCGUGCGCCUGGCCCGUGGGGUCUACGUGCUGCCCGUCGGCGACGCGGACGCGGCUGCGACCACAUCCUACAGGCAAGAGUUCCAGGCUUGGACUGCAGUGAAACCCUCAAGAUCCACAAAGGCAAAACCAGCCAGAGUCAUCACAACCCAAACAUCCAGAUGGGACAGCAGCUCGGGGGCCAGCUCCCAGGUCCCUGAGGUGAGGAAGAAGUUCACGCCUAACCCCUCAGCCAUCUUUCAGGCUUCAGCUCCACGGAUUCUCAAUGGGUGA